This is a messenger RNA of Camellia sinensis, 1711 nucleotides long. NCBI's taxonomy places the organism in Eukaryota, Viridiplantae, Streptophyta, Magnoliopsida, Ericales, Theaceae. The record is from RefSeq and is a predicted model, not a curated record.
CCAUCUCCCUCCGCCCUAUUCUUUCUCUUUCUCUCUCUCUCUCUCUCUCCCCGAUUUGCAGGAGCUGAAAUUCCAAAUCAUCAACGCCCAGUUUAUGCAAUCACUGAGAACACUACCAAUCAUGAAGAGACGAAGACCCAAUCCACCACCAAUCACCACCAGCAUAGCACCCACACCUUCAACCCCUCCAACUCCACAAACCCUCCUCAAAACCCUCAAUCCCAUCACCUCUUCCAAACCCAUCAAACUCUCAUCCAAAAAACUCAGAACCAUCCUCCCCAAUCUCAACCCCCCCAAAUGGGUACCCCUCAAUCUUGGCAAAUCAGAGCUCUUCUUGCCCCUCACAUUCCCCACUGGCCAGACCUUCAGGUGGAAACAAACAGCCCAUCUUCAGUACACAGGCGUUGUUGGGUCCCAUUUGGUUUCCCUCAAGCAGCUCGAAAAUGGCGAUGUUGCUUAUUGCUUUCAUUACACGAGCUGUGAGGCUAGUGCUAGGUUGGCUUUAUUGGAUUUUCUCAAUGUGGGUAUUUGUUUGACUGAUAUGUGGGAGGGGUUUUCGGGUUGUGAUUCGAGGUUUGCUGAAUUGGCUAGGUAUUUGGGUGGUGCUCGAGUGCUCAGGCAAGACCCACUUGAGUGCCUCAUUCAGUUUCUUUGUUCGUCUAAUAAUAAUAUCGGGAGAAUUACCCGAAUGGUUGAUUUCGUUUCGUCGUUGGGAAAUCGAUUAGGGACAGUUGAAAGUUUUGAAUUUUAUGAAUUCCCGUCGCUGGACCGGUUGUCGCGGGUUUCAGAGAAAGAGCUUAGAGAGGCUGGUUUCGGUUACAGGGCCAAAUACAUAGUCGGCACUGUAGAUUCUUUGCAAUCAAAACCUGGUGGAGGUUCAGAGUGGCUUGCUUCUCUUCGUGAGUUAGAUCUCCAAGAGGCUAUUGAUGCUCUCUCUACUCUACCUGGUGUUGGUCCCAAGGUGGCCGCAUGCAUUGCUCUCUUCUCUCUAGAUCAACAUCACGCCAUUCCUGUUGAUACUCACGUGUGGCAAAUAGCAACUAGGUACCUUAUCCCCGAGCUUGCAGGUGCCCGCUUGACGCCUAAACUUUGCAGUCGUGUCGCAGAUGCAUUUGUGAGUACAUAUGGGAAGUAUGCUGGUUGGGCCCAAACUCUACUUUUCAUUGCUGAGUUACCCUCACAAAAGGCGCUUCUACCAUCAAAUUUUUGGAUUACCGAUGACCAAAAACCUGUUAAGACGAAAGGUGGACAACCAAGUGGACCUAUAAAUGGAGAUAGAGCCCAGAAGAUCGAAAAGGAAGAGGCUGAUGAAAAGUUAUAAUUCUUUGCAGAUGAGGUGUCUGGAAUGAUUAUUCUUGGUGGAACCUGGGAUACCGAUAAAAUGGAAUGCAAACAUGGAACCAGGUGAAGUUCAAAAAAAAAAAAACAUGGGCACAGGUGGUUCUUCGCGAGUAGAUGCAAUGCCAAUCUCAGUCACCUCUUAUUGCAGCAAUUUUUACUGGAUUGUUUCAAUGUAUAACUCAGCUAGAUCUUGUAAGUUAGGCCAAUUUUCCUUUGAUGGGGUAGCUAAAUCCGUUUGUAUUGUGUUCUUUUAAGCGAGAGAUGUGCAAUUUGAAAGGUGUAAUCUUGUAUUGAAUGUAUAACACUCCAUUGUUACACUUUCAUCCAUUGAACUCAUUGAUUUGGACUUCGUAUCACAAUUCGUUGCAAA